Messenger RNA from Fimicolochytrium jonesii, 1808 nucleotides. RefSeq names its product kinase-like domain-containing protein. Gene Ontology annotation, biological process: protein phosphorylation; mRNA processing; IRE1-mediated unfolded protein response. Lineage: Eukaryota; Fungi; Chytridiomycota; Chytridiomycetes; Spizellomycetales; Powellomycetaceae. The record is from RefSeq and is a predicted model, not a curated record. Gene Ontology annotation, cellular component: IRE1-TRAF2-ASK1 complex. The transcript is spliced from 4 exons. Gene Ontology annotation, molecular function: ATP binding; protein serine/threonine kinase activity; RNA endonuclease activity. Bases 12 to 1724 code for a protein of 570 amino acids.
CAUGGGUUGCGAUGCGGGUGGGGUUUGCGGUCGCGGUGCUCGCGGCGUGUGUCGCUAAAUGGGGAAGGAACUACGUGCGUAGAGUCUUCUCGACCGCUGCGGGGUCGAGUUAUACGCCGGUUGACGUGGGUGGACCGUCGGAAGCGAUGGUGGAGGUCCGCCAAAUCAAAAGCGGGGAAACGUCCGACGACCCGGACAGCGCCGCCGAACGGGGCGCAUCACCCCCCGUCACACCCACGUCCAAACCCAAGAAGAAGAAACCCUCCAAAAAGGUCAAACUCCCCACCACCCCAGAUACCUCCGACGCCCUCUCCCCCACCCCCACCGCCACAUCCACAUCAUCCCUCCCCUCAACCCUCGGCCACACCUCCCUCUCCAGCCUCACCGUCGGCGACGAAGUCCUGGGUUACGGCUCCCACGGCACGGUGGUGUACAAAGGAACCUUCCAAGGCAGGGAUGUGGCGGUGAAGCGGCUGUUGUUGGAUUUCUAUGAGGUUGCGGAUCAUGAAGUGAGGAUGUUGCAGGAGAGCGAUGAUCAUCCGAAUGUCGUGCGGUACUUUUAUCGGGAAAAAGCAAAAGGCUUCAUGUACAUAGCUCUCGAGCUCUGCCCGGCGUCCCUGGCGGACGUGAUUGAGAAACCGAACGACGCGCUGAUCUCGGCGCUGCGGAUGCGGCUCAAGCCGGCGUCGGUGCUGUUCCAGAUUGCGAGGGGGUUGCAUCAUCUGCAUGAGUUGAAGAUUGUGCAUAGGGAUAUCAAGCCGCAGAAUAUCCUGGUGGGAGCACAUAAGGACUCGAAAACGGGGGCUCACCCGCGUGUGCUCAUAUCGGAUUUCGGACUUGGCAAGCGGUUAGGGGAUGACCAGUCCUCGUUCCACCAUACCCACCACACUGCGGGCGGGACGGUCGGGUGGCGCGCUCCCGAAUGCAUCCUGGCGCAGAACUCGUUCCCGAUCCCCGUUGACGCCAGCAACACCACCACCACCACAUCCUCGUUCUCCUCCUCCUCCUCAUCCUCCGAUUCAACCGGGAACGGUGGUGGAGUAGAACCCAACCCGGCGGUGAGGAUCACCAAAUCGAUCGACAUCUUCUCCCUCGGCUGCGUCUUCCACUACGUGCUCACCGCGGGCUCGCACCCCUUCGGCGACAAGUUCGCGCGCGAAAUCAACAUCCUCAAAGGCAACCACCGCCUCGACAAGAUCGACACCCUCCCCGAAUCCGCCAUCGAAGCAAAAGAUCUCAUCCGCCGCAUGAUCGCAAAAGACCCGCUAAAGCGACCAACGACGUCACACGUCCUCAUCCACCCGUUCUUCUGGCCCCCAACGAAACGACUGAACUUCCUGGCGGACGCGAGUGACAGGUUGGAGAUCGAGCCCAGGGACCCGCCGAGCCCGCUGCUGAAGAUGCUCGAGCGCGGCGCCCAUAAGGUCGUCGGGCAGGACUGGUACCGACGCAUCGACCGCGCGUUGCUGGACAAUCUGGGCAAGUACCGGAAGUACGAUGGCGCGGUUGUGAGGGAUCUGCUGAGGGUCGUGCGGAAUAAGAAACACCACUACCAGGACCUCCCCCCGGACGUCCAACACUCCCUUGGCACCCUCCCCGCCGGCUUCGUCGCCUACUUCACCUCCCGCUUCCCCGCCCUGCUGAUGCACGUCUACUAUGUCGUCGCGGACAGCAGGCUGAGGAACGAGGAUAUGUUCCGCGUGUACUUUCAGCCCCCCGAGUGAUACGCUACCUUGCCCCCCGGGCCGACGAUGGGAGCCAUGAUCGUAUCCCCCCCACACUGUGUAUAUAGAACCCGCCCUCCCCCC